Acanthoscelides obtectus is the source of this 549-nucleotide messenger RNA. The record is from the annotation of a GenBank genome assembly. Lineage: Eukaryota; Metazoa; Arthropoda; Insecta; Coleoptera; Chrysomelidae.
AUGCGAAAAGCUAUAUCGCCACACGAAAGAUUGACAGCAACUCUGAGGUUUAUCGCAACUGGAAGGAGUUACGAAGACCUAAAGCUUACAACAAUAAUAUCACCCCAGGCGUUGGGUGUUAUUAUUCCAGAAACAUGUGAAGCGAUAUACAAAGUACUGCGGCACGAUUAUUUUAAGUUUCCACAAACAGAAGAUGAAUGGAAAAAUAUAGCAAAACAUUUUGAAAAUAGGUGGAAUUUUCUACAUUGCCUUGGCGCCAUAGACGGGAAACACAUAGACAUUAUUUCUCCAAGUGGAAGUGGCUCCUAUUUUUAUAAUUAUAAAGGUCGACACAGUAUGAUACUUCUUGCAAUAGUGGAUGCUAGGUACCAAUUUAUAAUGUACAGCUUUGGUGUUAACGGCAGGAUAUCAGACGGCGCGGAGGCGGCAGACAAUCCUGCGCCGCGCUUGCCGAAGACACCAUCUGCGUCCGUCUCGAGAUUAAGUUUACUGCCUUUUGGGGAUGAGGAGCUGCUAGGGGUGCUUAUUUCUGCCCCUUCGGAAAGCUAA